Messenger RNA from Glarea lozoyensis ATCC 20868, 996 nucleotides. Its product is annotated as Acyl-CoA N-acyltransferases (Nat). The coding region runs from base 1 to 996 and encodes 331 amino acids. NCBI's taxonomy places the organism in Eukaryota, Fungi, Ascomycota, Leotiomycetes, Helotiales, Helotiaceae. The transcript has a single exon. The record is from RefSeq and is a predicted model, not a curated record.
AUGGCAACUCAACCACCAAUACAAUUCCACCGGUACACUCAAUCGGACGCCCUACAACUCUUUCCAGCACUCCUAGCGCCGCAUCUUCCACUCAGCAAUCCAAUAUACAACAGACUCCAAUCCCCGUUAAACACACCAUCAAGACACUGUCUCUUCGCCGCUUCUUUCCCUCCCGAAUCACUUCCCUCAUCCCUCAAACCCUCAUCACAGGAAAACAACGACAACUCCCCAGCAUCACCGUCUUCAGAACCCUUCACAAUCCUCUUCACCGACCGCUCCCGCACCACCGAAUCCCAAAUUUGGCUCUUCUCCUCCCUCUUAACCCACUCCACCCUGACAUCCUCACAAACCCUCACCCUAAAAUCCCAGAUCAAAUCAGCCAUCUCCUUCAUUCUCACAACCGCCAUCCCAGAAGCGCCCGGCUGGCCUUUCAGUCCCAUCCUCCGCUUCGCAGCCGUCCACGAACCCAUCGCCAAACUCAUCCAACAGAUUUACGGCGACGCAGUGGAAUACCUAACAUGGUGGAACGUCUGGGUGUUAUCCAUCCACACCCUCAAACCCACGGCGGUAAGAGGAAGUCUUCCGGAGGGAUAUACCACCUCCCGUGUCCCGGAGUCACAGAUCCAUAAAGUCGUCUCUACGAGCUCCAUCCCGCGGAACCCGGAGACGCUGAAACGCCAGGCUAACAUCUGUAUUCUGGACCCUGAGAAGGAGAUGGUGGCGUGGGCGUAUAUUGGUGUUGAUGGCUCGCUUGCUACGUUAUACGUCGAACCCGCGUAUAGGGGGAUGGGGUUUGCGAAGGUCGUGGCUAGGGGUCUUUUGAGAGGGGCUGAGGGUGGGAUGUUUGCGGAUCUGGGGGUUAGGGGGAGUGGGUGGUGUCAUGCUGAUGUUGGGGAGGGUAAUGGGGGGAGUGAGGGGGUGAUGGGGGGGUUGGGGGCGAGGGUUGGGUGGAGGUGUGCGUAUUUGAGGGUUAAUGGGGAGUUGGUCAAGGAUUGA